Messenger RNA from Sinocyclocheilus grahami, 583 nucleotides. RefSeq names its product protein sidekick-2-like. Gene Ontology annotation, molecular function: cell-cell adhesion mediator activity. The transcript is spliced from 4 exons. The annotation marks the transcript as partial. The record is from RefSeq and is a predicted model, not a curated record. Gene Ontology annotation, biological process: homophilic cell-cell adhesion; dendrite self-avoidance; axon guidance. Gene Ontology annotation, cellular component: plasma membrane; axon. NCBI's taxonomy places the organism in Eukaryota, Metazoa, Chordata, Actinopteri, Cypriniformes, Cyprinidae.
GUGUGCCACAGCCUGAUAUUGUGUGGUACAAGGACGCGGUACCCAUAAGCCCUGUGAAGACCCCGCGCUACAGAGUGCUGGCAGGAGGUAGUCUCCAGGUUAACGGCCUUCUGCCUGAUGACACCGGAAUGUUCCAGUGCUUCGCCCGCAACCAGGCCGGAGAGGUGCAGACCAACACCUACCUCGCCGUUACGAGUAUAGCACCGAACAUCACGGCAGGGCCUUCCGACAGCACUGUGAUUGACGGCAUGUCAGUUAUCCUUCACUGUGAGACCUCAGGAGCGCCCCGUCCCGCCAUCACCUGGCAGAAAGGAGAACGUGUGCUAGCAAGCGGUUCGGUUCAGCUCCCGCGGUUCACUCUCCUGGAGUCAGGAAGUUUACUCAUAAGCCCCUCCCACAUAUCAGACGCCGGCACCUACACCUGUAUGGCCAGCAACUCCCGUGGCAUAGACGAGGCCUCGGCCGACCUCGUGGUCUGGGCACGUACACGCAUCUCUAAUCCUCCUCAGGAUCAGAGUGUCAUCAAAGGAACAAAAGCCACCAUGACCUGCGGUGUGACGCAUGACCCCAGCGUCUCAGUCAG